Ambispora gerdemannii is the source of this 1224-nucleotide messenger RNA. NCBI's taxonomy places the organism in Eukaryota, Fungi, Glomeromycota, Glomeromycetes, Archaeosporales, Ambisporaceae. The record is from the annotation of a GenBank genome assembly.
AUGUCAACUUCAGAUGACAGCAUAAACAAUAACGUAAAAACGUCCAAGACCGACGACCAAACCAUGAAUUCCGACAGGAAAAUCAUAACAAUCCCUAUUUUUUAUCCAUCUUCAAGUGAAGAAAGCUCAGCUUCUUCAAAUUCCUCCAAAUCAUAUAAAACCGUAUCAAAAAAAGGCAAGCGAAAGAAAAAAGCCGGAAAAAAAUUCAAGUCAAAGAAGAAGAGUAAAAAAGAAGAACCCAAAGAAUCUACGGACGAGGAGAAAAAAUCCAUCGAAUCAAUUGAUCCGUCUAAUUGGGAUCUUGACUCGUGGGGUGAUGUCUACUUGCAUGAAGUUCCAGGUGAAGGUGAAGAAUAUGAAGAACCUGCUAAAUGGCCUGCUGAUCCAGCAAUUGUUGAGCUUUCUCGCAAGUAUCCACAUCUUGUUCUACAACCGAUAGCGAUAAUCCCUGACGUUUUGUAUCUCGGAAACUCCGGCACAGCUGCAAGACCUGAUAUUUUAUCUCGAAUUGGUAUCACGCAUAUCAUCAACAUGUGUGAAAUGCCGUGUUAUUGGCGUGUAAAAGAAAAUUAUCGUAAAUAUGAAUACAAUGAUUUGAGUCGACCUAUUAAAUAUUUACGCGCUUAUGUUGCCGAUCAAAUAGGACUUGAUUUUGAACCAAUUCUUGAGGAAUGUAUUAAAUAUAUAAACAAGGCAAAAGACGAAGGUGGCAUCACACUUGUUCAUUGUUGGGCGAGUCAAAGUAGGAGUGUUGCAGUGAUACUAGGAUAUCUAAUCUCCAUUGGAAGACAAAAUUUGGGCAUGGAAACAGCUAAAAUCAGCAAUCAGAGACACAAAACUCUAGGGAUUAGUUAUGUUUUAAAAAUACCAACAUAUAGUUUCAUGGAUAUUUUGUUACGACGGGCAAAUAUGACAAGAUCAGAAUUUUUGUCCCAGAAAUUAGAAGAAAAAUGGAUAAAAGAAAUCGAAGAAGAUGAACAAGACAAGAAAGAAAAGAAAGAAAAAGAAGGCGAAUCGAAAGAGGGCGAGUCAAAAGAAGACCAAUCGAAAGAAAAUAAUGAAAUCAAGGAGAAAGAUGAAGCGAAAGAAAAAGAAACGAAAGAAGACGAAUCCAAAGAAAAUAAUGAGAUUAGGGCCGACGAAUCCAAAGAAAAUAAUGGAGUUAUGAAAAAAGACAAAGCGAAGGAAAAAGAAGCGAAAGAACAAAAUCAAGGACAAGAAUAG